ACAACACAGCUAUGACAUUCACUCACCGGACUUCAAGAAGUGCGUUAGAUCUUUUAAGUUUAGAAUCUAUUAUAGAAACUAACUGCAUAGAAUUUGGAUACAGAGUUUUUGAAAAUUUAUCGAAAAGAAAAAUUAUCCUUUUUAAAUUAAUUUGGCGCUUGGAUGAAGAUUAUAAAGGAGAUUGAAGAAAGAAAAAUGAUUGAGUGAGAGAUAUUGAAUGCCUCAGAUUUAGACUAUGUAUAAAACUAGUGAAAUAAAACCAGUUGAAUGCAAUAGUUAAAUGGGAGAAGGUCAACCAGUUAUAUAAACUAAAUUGCAUUCCUACUCCAUAUAUUGUUAAAACAUUAAAACUAAUUACACAGAAAUGGAUAACCUCGGUAGAGAAAUAUAUCUAAAUCCCUCAAUAUUUAAUUUCUACGCGUCGUUGUUACUGUCCAUUGCUUCUACUGAAUUAAUAAAUUCCGACACUUGAAAGCAGAAUAAAUCCUGAUGAAGGCUUAAAACUAUCUUGAGAUGUCAACUGAAGCCAUGAUGAAUAAUUCUGAAGAUCAUUGGGGAGGACUUCAUGUGUUUAAUUCUGAUACUUCAGAAAGCCAAUCUCUGGAAGAAGAAAGUAAAAGAGGAUUGGAAUAUCACGUUGGAACCCGAAAAAGCCUUUUAAGCGCCAUGAUAUUAUUUUCACUUUUUGGGAAUUUCUUAGUCUUCUGUUCCUUCUAUCCCUAUCGUAAAAAAGGAAUACCUAAAGCUAAGGUACUGUUUUUGUACCUUGCGAUUGCGGAUUGUUUCGUAGCUUUCUUCACAUUGGGUGCUCAGCUAUUGUGGGAACAGGACAAAAGAAAGUAUUUUAUAGAUACUGUCAGUUGCAAGUGCAUGAAAUUCAUGCAAACGUAUUCACUAGCGUUGUCCGGAUACAUGCUAGUUACCAUAGCACUAGAUCGUUACAAUGCAAUUAUUAAUGCUCUCACCAGAAAAAACGACAUGAAAUGGUGGAUCAUAUUCCCAUGGGUCAUCUCUAUUGUGCCAGCAGUUCCAUGUCCCUUUCUUUUCCAUACUCCUGAUGGAAUGUGUGUAUCCCUGUUUUAUUCAGAGAAAAACAACAUUGCCGCAGAAACUUUGCAAUUUUGGAGACGUGUCUACAUUACAGUUGUAGUCGUCAUCGUGUUUGGAUUUCCGACUGUAUUGCUACUUUUUGGAUACAUCGGUAUUUAUUAUAAAAUAAGUAAGCAGUCGGAAGUGUUUUCAGCUUCAGAACAAAGCUCGUCGUCUUUACCAAGAGCUAAAAAGAAAACUUUCACGUUGGCGAUGGUAGUGACAUCUGUGUUUCUUUUUACAAGUAUACCUUAUAUUGCUCAAGAGUUUUACCUCGCUUUUGGAGAUCCAGCUACAAUAAAUGCCAAUGCAUACCUUAUUGCUACAAGUGGAGUAAUAUCGGCUUUUAACAGUGUUUUAAACCCAUACAUAUACCUACUCUUCCAGUAUACUAAUUGUUGUAUCGGCAAGCCUGUGAGAUCGAUUGCUAGUCUAAUACGUUCCAGAAAUUGGGGCUUUCGUAAGCCUUUGUCUGCUUAUCGAAAAAAUACGUCGGUUUUGUCAGUGUCGUCAAAAACAUCUAGAAUUGAAGUGAAUAAUGACUUGAUAUCAAGGAAAAUUGAAACUGCUUUGAUUUGUAAUGAUAUACAAAAAGAUAAUGAAACUUGUGUGUGAAGGAACUCAUUCACAUGAAUAAGAACACUAACUGAAAUAGAUAUUUGGAUUUAUAGUAAAUUAUGUAAAUAAGAGUAGAAUUCUGCGACAAGGGUUUUAUAAUUAUUAUUAUUUAACAAAUUUUAAGACGAAUUAUUUUAAAUCAAAUUUUUUGCUGCAUUUAUAAAAAUAUUUGAUCUUGUCUAAUUCGGUUGUGGGGAUUUCAAAUCUGAGAUUAGUUUUUCUCCUGAAUCUGCAGAUGUUUUUUAAAAUUAACAAUUUUAGUAUACUUUUUAUGGAAAUGAACAGGUUUAGAAACGUAAUAUAUAUAAAGGGGGCAACGUAACUGUCUUGGCAAACAUCUAGGAGAUUUAGAGCACAUCCGGAUAAAAAUUGCGUAGGAACUCAUGCCCGAAGAUGUCGUCGUACACGACUAUUGGCACUUUCCUAUUAUAGCUUGUUUACAAGAACACGAAGAAAAAUCAUUAAUAGGGAAGUGCUCCAAGCGGCGUAUGGUUACACUUCCUUGCAUGGGUUCCUGUGCAAUUUUAAUCCUGAUGAUGUGCUCUAACUCCUAUAGAAGUUUGUCGCAUCAUUUACGUGACUCUUUUUUAUAUAUAACGUUUACAAAUUUGUGCAUUACGAUAAUAAAUAAACUAAAAAUGCAAUUAAAAAUUUUUUUAGCUUGGAGAGAAAAGAAGAUUGCAAAUUUGAAACCAGUGAUACGAAAGUAUCUAAUAUUUUUCUCCCUGUGUAAUUAAUCAAGAUGUUUUAAAUGCUUCUCAAAUACUAUUGCUAAUCUUUUGUUUAUUAAUUAUAUCAACCUAACAUCCAAGUUAUUCGUACAAAGGUGUUGUAGGGAGAUUUUCCUUUUUUUCCUUAAGAGUUACCGAUUUGAAAUGCAUUGAAUACCUGAAACAUCUAUUCCUUACAUGCUGAAAUUAAAUGUUUUUGUUACCGUCUAAAAAUAUUUUAAAACAUGCAUAACAGACUGAAGUUUGCACUCGCACAUUUUUAUAUGAGUAUAUUUAUUUCUUAAAUAACAAUUUUAUAAUUAAUAUUUUAGUAACAAAACUAUUGCUUUACAUACUCUCUGUGAAACAAACUUUUAAGCAUUACCAAUAACUUUUAAGACAGCCCGCUGACAUAUUUUUUAAAUGGUUUUGCCACACGGCGUAUUUUUAUCGUCAAAUUUGGAGACUUUUUCAAAUUCAAGAUAAAAUCGACUUGCUAAUUAUCACUUAAUUUGAAUUUUACAUUUUUACUACAUACUUGUCAAAUAUUAAUCAGCAUUCACUACUUACAUUUAUUCAGGCUCAUUGCAAGCUGAAUUUCACAUUAAUUUUUCGUGAUAAGUGUAAAAUACGUUCUUAAGAAAUUUGAGAGUCUAAGCUACA
Molecule: messenger RNA, 3080 nt
Organism: Parasteatoda tepidariorum (common house spider)
Lineage: Eukaryota; Metazoa; Arthropoda; Arachnida; Araneae; Theridiidae
Product: mesotocin receptor-like
Biological process (GO): cellular response to hormone stimulus; G protein-coupled receptor signaling pathway
Cellular component (GO): plasma membrane
Molecular function (GO): G protein-coupled receptor activity; peptide binding
Source: RefSeq, a predicted model, not a curated record